AUGAACGGUGCUGAUAAGGUUCGUGCCGGCGAGGGUGAGAUGAUGAACGGUGCUGAAAAGCUUCGUGCCGGCGAGGGGUUUCAGCAGAAUGAGAAAAAGGAAGCAGGUGAAGAAGAAAUUGGGUCAACAGCCGGGAGUUUGUUGGGUUCAACACUGAUUCGGACGAGUUUGUUAUCAGUCUCAUAUGGAAGCGAGUUGCAGAGUUCUUCCCCAAGGGGAAGAAGAGGAAAAAGAUCAGAGGCUUUUUGGCCUUCUUUUGUGAUGAAAAAAUGGUUUAAUAUUAAGCCUAAGGUGAAUGAUUUUAGUGAAGAUGAAGUUGAUACUGAAACUGAGACUACAUCAUUCAUAGUAUUACAGAGAAUCCUGAUAAAAAAUGAUAGUGGCCUUGGUCAGGAAGAUAGAAAGCAGACUUCAACAAACUAUCAAUUUGGCCCUUUUGCUCUGGCCUUUGUAUCCAAAUCCAAAACUUUUGAGAAUACUAAAGCAAAGCAGGUGCAUGAUUGGGAGAGUCUAGCUACUGAACAUUCCCCUCAGCAAGAAUGUGUGGAUGCAAUGUUGCUAGGAUUACCUGAAAAUGCAUUUGUUUCAAUGUGA
This is a messenger RNA of Vicia faba (fava bean), 594 nucleotides long. The record is from the annotation of a GenBank genome assembly. Lineage: Eukaryota; Viridiplantae; Streptophyta; Magnoliopsida; Fabales; Fabaceae.